AUGUUUAGGGUUUGUCAGAAGCUUAAAACCCUUAAGCCUAUCCUAAGAGAUCUGAACAAAAAAGAGUAUAGUGAGAUUUCCAUCCGUGUUGGUGCUGCUAAGGAUCAACUUCUUAAUUCUCAAAUUAAGCUUGAUAAAGAUCCGAUGAAUCUCCAUUUUCAGGAAAUGGAAAGGGCUGCUUACAUUAAAUAUGUUGAUCUCAGUAAAGCUGAGGAAAGUCUUGCCCAUCAAAAAUCUCGUGUCCAUUGGCUUGGUUUAGGGGACAGGAAUUCAAAGUCGUUGAGUGGGAGAUUUGAGGGGAAUGUGAAUAAGGGGCGUAUUCAUAGUGUUGUGCUCCCGAAUGGGGAGAGGGUGACUAAUAGUGCUGAGAUCCAUAACUCUUUUGUGGACUACUUCACAAAUUUGUUCGGUAAGCCGUUUGUUGACAAUUAUAAUGGGUCUGAGAGGAUUAAUGGUCUUAUCACCAAUAGAGUUUCUGACACUCAGUAUCAUAGUCUUGCUAGGGAUGUUACUGAAAAAGAAAUCAUUGAUGCUUUCAGGUCUCUAAAACCCAACAAAGCCCCCGGCCCUGAUGGCUAUUCUGCGGGUUUUUUUCUGAAAACCUGGGACAUUGUGGGGAGAGAGGUUGUCCAAGCCAUCAAAUCUUUUUUCUCAUCGGGAGAGCUUCUUCGGGAAAUAAAUAGCACCUCCAUUGCUCUUAUCCCGAAGAUCCCAAAUGCUGAAAAAGUGGGGGAUUUUAGACCCAUUUCUUGCUGUAAUACUUUGUACAAGUGUAUUUCUAAGAUCAUUGCUGAUAGGAUCAAAUCUGUUCUGAAUGAUCUUAUUGACCCUGUGCAAUCAGCUUUUGUCCCCGGUAGGAGAAUUGCUGACAAUAUCUUCCUUUCACAGGAACUUAUGAGGGGGUAUCAUAAAUUUUCUCAGUCUCCCAGGUGUGCUAUGAAAGUGGACAUCAUGAAAGCAUAUGAUAAUGUAAGAUGGGAGUUUGUUCUUGAUAUCCUAAAUGCUAUGGGUUUCCCCCCUAACAUGGUUCUUUGGGUCAAAGCUUGCAUGACUAGUCCCACCUAUUCCAUUUGCAUUAAUGGGAGUUUGCAUGUUUAUUUUAGGGGGGAGAGAGGUUUGAGACAAGGUGACCCUAUGUCCCCUUACCUCUUUGUUUUAGUUAUGGAAAUUCUCUCUAGAAUUUUGGCUGAGAAGGCUUCGCAUCCUACAUUUAAAUUCCAUUGGAGAUGUGAUCAACCUAAGAUAGUUAACUUGUGCUUUGCAGAUGAUUUAAUGAUAUUCUGUAAGGGGGAUGUGUUCACUAUUCGGUCCAUUAAGCUGGGGUUAGAAGAAUUUAAGAGCCUGUCUGGGUUGUCACCUAGCCCUGCUAAGAGUCAUAUAUUCUUUUCUGGUUGUGAUAAUGAGUUGAGGGAUGAGAUUCUUGGGGUUUGUCAAUUCAGUGAAGGCAAGUUGCCUGUGAGAUACCUGGGGGUCCCUUUAGUUUCCACGAAACUUAAAGCCUCUGAUUGUGAUCAACUUGUGGAUCGGGUAACUAAAAGGAUUAAGAGCUGGACAAAUAAGUGUCUUACUUAUGCUGGCCGUGCUCAACUGAUCCAAUCUGUUUUGUUUUCGAUGCAAGUGUACUGGACCUCUCUAUUCAUUCUCCCAAAGAAGGUCACUCGGUCUAUCGAGCGUCUUUUUAGGGCUUUUUUUUUGUCGGGUUGUGAGAUGAAAACUCAUGGGGCUAAGGUUUCUUGGGAUAGAAUUUGCUCUCCCAGGAAGGAAGGGGGUCUGGGGUUUAAGUCCAUCUCUGUGUGGAAUAAAGCUGCUAUUGCGAAACAUGUUUGGUUCCUCCUCUCUGGGGGUGAGCAAUCUAUGUGGUGUAGCUGGGUUAAGUCUUAUCUCCUCAAAGGUAGGAGUUUUUGGAGGGUUAGGGUGCCAAAUGACCCCUCUUGGGUCUGGCGGAAAGUUCUCUCCCUAAGGCCUAUAAUUUACCCCUUAAUCAAGUAUAAGGUGGGAGAUGGAUCUGGAGUUUUCUUAUGGUUUGACAAUUGGCAUCCUAUGGGUUCUAUUUGGGAUAAGUUUGGGAGGCGUAUUGUGUACGACACCGCCUUAAGCAUAGAUGCUAAGGUGAGUCAGAUUGUGGAGGGAAAUUCUUGGAGAUGGCCAUUUCCUUCUUCUUGGGAGAUUAUGGAUCUCAUUAACAAAACUCCUUCAAAUCUCCUCCCUACUGGUGGCCAUGAUAGUGUUAGUUGGUGUCCUGCUCAUGAUGGGAACUUCACCAUCCAAUCCACUUGGAAUGCGUUACGAACUCACUAUGACCAUGUGAAUUGGUCACAUUUAAUUUGGGGCCCUCACAAUAUCCCUAAAGUGAGUUUUGUGGUUUGGAUGGCGAUCCUUGGCCGUCUUAACACUGGGGACAGGUUGCAUCUUUUUGGUGUGACGCAAUCUGCUGUGUGUGCAUUUUGUCAGUACCAUCAUGAAGACCACAAUCACCUUUUUUUUGAAUGUCCAUUUUCGGAAAAAGUGUGGUCUUGUAUUAAAGGUAAAAUAAAUGUUGAUUGGCCAUCCCUCCUUUGGGAUGAUUUGGUCCAGAUUAUUGCUAAAUCUGUGAAAGGGAAAUCCCUGGGGGCUAUUAUUACCAAGCUUGCCUUUACUUGUACUGUGUACCAGUUAUGGAUUGCUAUGAAUAAUAGAGUGUUUAGUAAAGAUAUGGUCCCUGAAGAGGUUGUUAUUAAGUGUAUUGUGGAUAUGGUUAGGUUCAGGGUAAUGCAUAUAACCAAUUUGAAGACUAACCAUAAUGACAACUGGUUAGCAAAUAAAUUGUGGGGUUUCCUAAUGUUUGCUAUUCAUAUAGGUGCUUGGAGUCCUGGAAAACUGAUGGAUGAGUGUAUAUGGAGUUGUUUCGCGAGUGAUGUGAGCAUAGAUACUUGUGGGUUGAGUGUAGUGAGCAAUUAUAUGUGUGAUGUUAACUGCUUCAGAUUUCUGAGUUUUGCAAAGUACUCUAUUGUUGGUUACUUAAUUCUGUUUGGUCCUUGCUGCAUUACAGCGUCUACUAUAAUGUGUAGAAUCUGUCCGGGUCACAUGUGCUGUCUUGUUCUUCCUGUGUUGCUGGCUGGAUUUGCCUGUGUUGAAGGCUGUCUGCUUGUGUUGAUGGCUGGAUCUGCCUGUGUUGAUGGGUGGGUCUGCCUAUCUUGUUCUUUUCAGUUCAGUGUGUCUCGUGGCUUGAAGCUGGACCUACCUGUGUUGAUGGCUGCUAUAUGCGCCUCGUGUGUGAAGUUUGAUUUUCUAUUAUGUUUGUUUACAUUAGAAUCUGUUGGUGUUUUGCCUACCCGUGUGGGAUAUCUCUCUGGAUGUGAGUUGGAUAACCUAGUUGUGGUUGCACAAAAUAGUGAGAAGCAAUGGAGUGGGGCUACGGCGUCAUCCAUCCAAGACCUUUCUGACCGUCUUUCGGCUAUCAAGGCCAGAUUGGCGAUGGACGAAGACCGUCCUACUGUUGGAUCUACGAUGCCAGUGUUGUUAACCCCGGUGUCCACUAACUGGUCCGAUAGGGUUGAAGGAGAAAGGCGAUCAAAGCUGUUGGACCUGCCUGAUAGUGUGGAGAUUACUAAAAAUCGGGGUAUUGCUCAUGGAGUAACUGUGGAUGUGGUGGAUCACUCUUCGCCACCGGUUGCAAAGGAAAAAGGGGAUCUGGUCAUGGAGGACCAAGAUCUGGGUGUUGAUGAAUCUGAUACACAUGGCAGCCCUAGAUGUGACACCCCUGUUCCGUAG
Messenger RNA from Camellia sinensis, 3750 nucleotides. The record is from RefSeq and is a predicted model, not a curated record. NCBI's taxonomy places the organism in Eukaryota, Viridiplantae, Streptophyta, Magnoliopsida, Ericales, Theaceae.